AUGUAUACAACGCUCUCGCAGCGCGAGGCCACCAUGUCUUUGGCUAGGCCAUCUUUGAAGUCGAUCACGUUCGUACUCGCAGGUCGUACAACCCUCUCGGAGCACUGCCCCACAGAACACAUCGAAGUUGACUACGCUAUAGCCGAACGCUCACCGUACCUUCGCAUCUACCUUCCACAGCAAGUACGCGAUGACCGACCUCUGCUGCCGAUUCAACUUGGAGAUAUAGAUCCGGCAGGCUUCAAGAUCUACAUCGAGUGGCUCACAACCGGCAUUGUCAAGUUCUCUGAUCAAAGAUCCCUCCGGCUGGACUCCUGUAUCGACCUCAUAUACGCACACAUAGUUGGCUCUGCAUUCUCGCAACCGAACUUCCAAGACUACAUCAUCGACAAGCUAGCUUCUAUUCUUGACCCCGCGCAAACGUUCGACCAAAAGAUUCUGGAGAUGUUGUAUUUGGAGAAACACGCAUCGACACUACUGCGGAAGUUCACUACCGAUAGGAUGUUCGCGUAUGACAGGAGGAUGCUAGGUAUGCUACGAAAUUCUGUGGAGGACAUUGUGACGGGGAGUAGCAUGGAAGGGCGUGUGAGUCUGAAGAGGUGGAAAGAGGUAACGACCUAG
Molecule: messenger RNA, 621 nt
Organism: Alternaria arbusti
Lineage: Eukaryota; Fungi; Ascomycota; Dothideomycetes; Pleosporales; Pleosporaceae
Exons: 2
Coding region: 1-621 (206 amino acids)
Source: RefSeq, a predicted model, not a curated record